Anguilla rostrata (American eel) is the source of this 1010-nucleotide messenger RNA. Its product is annotated as olfactory receptor 4B13-like. The record is from RefSeq and is a predicted model, not a curated record. NCBI's taxonomy places the organism in Eukaryota, Metazoa, Chordata, Actinopteri, Anguilliformes, Anguillidae. Gene Ontology annotation, molecular function: odorant binding; G protein-coupled receptor activity; olfactory receptor activity. Gene Ontology annotation, cellular component: membrane. The transcript has a single exon. The coding region runs from base 12 to 944 and encodes 310 amino acids. Gene Ontology annotation, biological process: G protein-coupled receptor signaling pathway; detection of chemical stimulus involved in sensory perception of smell.
UCCAGGGGACCAUGGAGAAUGUAUCAGCAGUGACGUCCUUCAUACUGACGGCCUACACUGAACUGGAAGAUCAAAAAUAUUUGUAUUUCGCAUGUUUACUCUUUUUGUACAUUUUCACAUUAUUGGUCAAUUCAGUUCUAAUUGGCGUAAUUUACAUUGAGAAAGGCCUGCACGAGCCCAUGUAUUUGUUUAUAUGUAACUUAUCAGUUAAUGGAGUGUAUGGCAGUACAUCUUUAUUACCAUCCAUGCUUAGCCAUUUUAUGUCUCGUUAUUAUGAAAUAUCUUUGACCCACUGCCUGUUACAGAUAUACUGUUUACACUCAUAUGGUACAGUUGAAUUUACUAUUUUAGCAGUGAUGGGCUAUGACCGGUAUGUUGCUAUUUGUCGCCCGUUACACUAUCAUCAAUUAAUGUCUCCUAGAAAAGCUUAUGCAGCCAUUGUAUUAUCCUGGAUUAUUCCCUGUCUGUACUUUGCCCUUUAUUUCAUAUUAACUCUUCAGUAUUCAUUUUGUGGCAGGUUUAUAGAAAAAGUUUAUUGUAUGAAUUUCCCUUUAAUUAAGCUGUCUUGCUUUGAUACGACGUUACAUAACUAUGUAGGACUAGCACUGAUUUUUGUUUCACCUUUUUCUCAGAUCCUCAUGAUACUGUUUUCCUAUGCGCAAAUACUCAGAAUCUGCCUGUUUGUUUCCAAGGAAUCUCAAAUCAAAGCUAUACAAACAUGCACCCCACACUUAAUGGCUGUGAUUAACUAUGCAGUGGGAUGCUUAUUUGAGCUCAUUCAAAGUCGCUUUAACAUGAGUAACGUAUCUUAUAAAGCCCGCAUAUUCAUGUCUAUAUAUUUUGCAAUAUUUUCUGCAAUACUUAAUCCUUUUCUUUACGGAAUGGGAAUUCACGCCAUACGAGUUCAGAUUUUAAAACUGUUCAGUAGUAGCAAAAGUAAAUGAGCACUUCUACUAAUGGUGAAGAUAAUAAAUAAUUGCUUGCUUUUUUUGUUAUUUACAUUUUCUUAU